This is a messenger RNA of Rhizophagus irregularis DAOM 181602=DAOM 197198, 1887 nucleotides long. RefSeq lists its product as uncharacterized. Gene Ontology annotation, cellular component: Golgi membrane. Gene Ontology annotation, biological process: intracellular protein transport; vesicle-mediated transport. NCBI's taxonomy places the organism in Eukaryota, Fungi, Glomeromycota, Glomeromycetes, Glomerales, Glomeraceae. The record is from RefSeq and is a predicted model, not a curated record.
UGGUCUCAAAAUUUUUAACUGAUUAAGUGACCAAAUGGACAUCGUAAAGUCAGUGCAGAAUUACAUUAAUAAGAUGGUCAAUGAAGUAACAGGCAUGAAAGUGUUACUUCUUGAUUCCGAGACGACUCCGAUUAUUUCGAACGUAAUGACCCAAUCUAGCCUCUUAUCACACGAGACAUAUCUGGUCGAUCGAAUCGAUAAUAAAAAUCGCGAUAGGAUGCGGCACCUUAAAUGCAUUUGUUUUAUAAGACCUACUAGUGAGACCAUACAGAUGUUGGUCGAAGAACUUAGAGAUCCCAGAUAUGGAGAUUAUUAUUUAUAUUUUAGUAACACAUUGAGCAAAUCAUCAAUCGAAAGAUUGGCUGAAGUAGAUGAACACGAAGUUGUUCGUGAAGUUCAGGAAUAUUUCGCAGAUUAUUGUGCGAUUAAUCCUGAUUUCUACUCUUUGAAUCUUUCUUUGCCACAAUAUAGGCUUUAUGGUGAUUCACAAAACACGUGGGAGAGUAAAACAUUUCAGCGCGUUAUUGAAGGUGUACUUGCUGUUUUACUUUCCUUAAAGAAGAAACCUUUGAUACGUUACGAGAAGAUGAGUGUUAUGGCAAAAGCACUUGCAGAAGAAGUUCACUAUAGUAUUCAAAAAGAAGGAGAGUUAUUUGUCUUCCGUCCGACGGAUACUCCGCCAAUAUUACUUAUAUUAGAUCGUCGAAACGAUCCAGUCACACCUUUGUUGUCACAAUGGACUUAUCAAGCAAUGGUUCAUGAAUUACUUGGUAUUCAUAACGGUCGUGUGGAUUUAUCUGAUGUCCCUGAUAUACGCCCAGAGUUGAAGGAAAUUGUUCUUUCCAGAGAUCAGGAUCCAUUUUACAAAAAAAAUAUGUAUUUGAAUCUUGGUGAUCUUGGUGCUAACAUUAAGUCAUAUGUUGAGGAGUAUCAAGCAAAAACUAAAUCAAGCAUAAACAUUGAAUCAAUCGCUGACAUGAAAAGAUUUGUAGAAGAGUACCCUGAAUUCAGAAAAUUAUCCGGUAAUGUGAGCAAACACGUAGCUUUGGUUAGCGAAUUAAGUCGUCUCGUGGAAAAGGAAACUCUAUUAGAAGUCAGCGAAUUGGAACAGAGUCUUGCUUGCUAUGGGCAGCACAGUAGCGAUUUAAAGAAUUUACAAAAGCUUAUAGCAAAUCCUAAAAUAUCAGAAGAUAGUAAGAUUCGACUAGUUUCAUUAUAUUCUUUGCGGUAUGAAAAAUCACCAAAUAAUGACGUUAUUUCGUUAAUUGAAUUGUUACGUCGUAAUGGUGUCAGCGAGGACAAAAUUUCCUUUAUCGGGUCAAUAAUGGAAUUCGCUGGAUCUGAUCAAAGACAAGAUGAUCUAUUCUCCAAUGAGAGUUUAUUAUCCUUUGGGAAAAAUGUUUUUAAAGGAUUGAAGGGGGUUGAGAACGUAUAUACACAACAUUCUCCACAUCUUUCGCAGACAAUUGAACUUUUAGUUAAAGGCAAACUGAAAGAAACUAGUUAUCCAUUUAUUGAAGGAUCGACUAAAGACAGGCCACAAGACAUUAUUAUAUUUAUGGUGGGUGGUGUUACAUAUGAAGAAGCUCGUCAUAUUGCUCAAAUAAAUGCAUCAGCUGCCGGCUUUCGUGUUGUAUUAGGUGGAACUACAGUGCAUAAUAGUGUUAGCUACUUGAAUGAGAUCCAAGAUGCAUUUUAUAGGUUUCCUUCGGGUGGUGGUACGGGUGCUAGGCUUGCCCGAUUUAGUAAACCUCGUAAUGGAUAUUAAAUAUGACUUUAGACAUUAAUUUUUGUAUAUUAUAUAUAAUGUAAAUCUAACAAGAUAUGAAGUAGAAUGAUUUUAAUAUUUAUUUGAUAAGCUUAUAAUGUUAUUAUUGUUAAAUUAAU